Kalmanozyma brasiliensis GHG001 is the source of this 3333-nucleotide messenger RNA. Its product is annotated as Arrestin C-terminal-like domain protein. Gene Ontology annotation, cellular component: division septum. The record is from RefSeq and is a predicted model, not a curated record. Bases 1 to 3333 code for a protein of 1110 amino acids. The transcript has a single exon. NCBI's taxonomy places the organism in Eukaryota, Fungi, Basidiomycota, Ustilaginomycetes, Ustilaginales. Gene Ontology annotation, biological process: division septum assembly.
AUGUCCCAACCGAAGCUCAUUCUCCGGCCACCGCCGCAUCGCGAAUUUAUCCAGGGCUACCCCGGUAUCGUCGGCGCCAACGGCCGCCCUCCCGCUCACGUUGCUGGCACCGUUGAAGUCCGUCUCGGCACCAAGGGUCUCAAGGCAGCAUGGCUUCGUAUCGAAUUGCGCAAGCUCGAAACGCUACCGGGAGGCGAAAGCUGGGGCGAGCUGAUUGGUAGAGGCCCGAUCGAUGUGUGGGCAGCCAACAAGGAGGAUGCGCACAAAGCAGAGUCGGAGAAGGGUUGGGAGCUGCUCCAGACUGCCGACUUUCCCUUCCAGAUUUCGAUCCCAGAGGGACUUCCUCCGAGCGCCAAACUCGAGAAGAACGCCGGCGUCGGCUAUGAGCUCGUCACAUCGCUCUGUGUUCGAAGCAAGAAAGGCCUGCUCAAAAAAGAGACCACCAGCUCCAUCAUCCAAAACACGCAUCCUCUUUGGCUCGACAAGCACGAGCUGCAUUCGACAUGGCCCGUCUAUGCGACAACGGAGGACCACGAAGCCAUUCAAGACGAUAUCAGGGUCAAGGUGAUGCGCGAUCGUACUUGCUUCGGUCCUGGCGACAACGUUGAUGUUCGUAUCAUCCUUACCUCGGACCGUGUCUCUCCGAUCAAGGUCAAGAGCAUCUCGUUCUCGAUACGCGAAACAAUCACCUUCAAAGGUGGCGCCAAGAAGGCUUUCAGUUCCAGCAAGGCAGCAUCGCAGAAGGUCGAGACAUUGUCCACCAAAAGUAAGAGCCUCGGCAAGAAGGUCUACAAGGGCGACACGCACACCUUUGACCUCGCCUGCCAGAUCCCACGCAAUCACACCCUCAUGACCAUUCAGACGGCGAAGCAUAUCGAAGUCUCGUACACCUUGCGCGUGCAAGUCGAGACCGCCAAGAAGCCUAUCAUCAUUGAUCACCUGCCCAUCAUCGUGUCCAAUUUCACAAAGACGGCCAGUGACGCUCUCAUGGCCCGCAUUGGAUGGGUGCCUGGCCUGUCCGCCCCAGGAGAAUCUCUGACCACCGACACCUACGCCAGCGAUUACGUCGAGAUGCCUCCUUCCCGCCCGACGUCAACGCAGCAACCAACCAUCUCACGCUCCAUGUCGUUCGCAGACUCAACCUACUCCGGGAGCAGGAGCAGCUACCCUGGAUAUGCGGGCGGCGACCUGCGCCGACGCGACACGGUCAUGACGCAAGGCACGGCCAUCAGCGGACCGGGCAUGGCAGGCCGAGGCGUGCCUGGCCAAGUCUUCUCUUGGGGCCAGUAUGGCUCUGCACAGCCGUUCGGCGGUGGCGGCGAAGGACCUCGUCUGGCGUUCGCAGGGCCACCGAGCAUCUACGACGGCGGUGAGAUGCAACCUGAAGAGUCCCGUGCCAUGUUCCAUUCCACCAACCGUCCUCAGAGCGGCAUGGUCUUGAACGCUGUCGUCGACCCGGUCCUCGUGCCAACUUCGUCCUAUCACGGACACAGCGGAGCGGUCACGCCCAUCGUGGAGGGAAGCGAAGACGGUCACGCCAAUUCGAGCUUCGCUCCGUACGCUCAGCACGGACAUCAAGGGCAGAUGGACAUGAGACGCCACUCGCACCUCCCCAACACUGCGCCUUCAUCUGACUUCCAUCCUGCGCCGACCGCGCGCUACUCCUUGGGUGGCGCUGCCCCUGCAGGGAAUCGAUACACGGCGUCCCCGGUCGACGGGCGGAGUCCUUUCGCCGAGCAGGCGCCUUCACGCGGACCGAUGACGCCGGAGAUCGGCACCACUCGGAUUGUGCGACCCGAGCCGGUCCAUCAAUCGAUUCCUUCGCAGUUGCAGCCGGGUCCAGCGGCUGCUCGCGGCAGCUCAGGCUCCGAGUUGAACGGCGCCAUGACCUCCGCGGAAGCUGAGAAGCAGCAGCUGUACGAGCGAGCCCGACAGCAGGCGGAACGAAAUCAGCGCCGCGCUGACGAGCGUCGUGCGCUUCACCAGGGCGUAGCAAGCCCGGUCCGCGUCGCCUCUCCCCUCGCCGCUGCCGACAGAGAUCGACCCUUCAGCAUGUCCAACAUCGCAUCGUCCAGUGCAACUCCCUCAGCCGCGCCAACGCCACUCACGGCAGAGCAGGAAAAGAUGCGACUCUUCGAACGCGCCCGUGCCGAAGCCGAGCAAUAUCAGAGCUCCUACACGGACGGUAGCGCUUUCGGGUCCUCCAGCGGCGGUGCCGGCAGCUCAAGCGCAGCCGGCCCUAGCGCGCCGCCACAGCCAGUCCAAAGCACGGCCCAGAACCCGAUGGUUUCCGGCCGCGCUGCGCCCUAUCCGUCGUACAUGACGGCGGAAGAAGAGAAGCGGCAGCUGUACGAGCGGGCCAAAGCCGAAGCGGAUGCGUAUCAGCGAGGCGAGGGGUCUUCCGCCACCAUCUCUGGGCCCAGCAGCGCCGCACAGCCCGUCUCAAUGCAUCAGCAGGCGGCGUCGCUGAGCAACGGCAAUUCGGACAUCCCCGGGGCCUUCCCGAAGGCCACAACAGUCGUUGCGAGCGGCUCCUCCUCGGCAGCGGGUCCAUCAUCGUCCAUCGUCCCCCCCGCCACCACCACCGCCGCGGUGAGCGAAAAAGAGCAGCUGCGCCGAUACUACGAAGCGCAGUCGGCGGUCAACGCACGCCUCUCUGCGCAGACGCCACCCGUACACACGCCCGAAGUGGCGUCGGCCGUGCACCACGCCACGCCGCAUCAGCCGGCAGAUACGGUCCCCACGCCACCGGCGAGCUCCACCCCGCGUCCAGCGUUCUUCGCCCAGUCGUACCUCACCGAGGCCGAGCAGCAGAGUGCCGAGGAGAAGGAGCGGUUGGCGUCGCACUAUGCGAAGAAGACGGCGAGGGCGCAGGCGCGGUCUGCUGCGGCAUCGUCGGCCGUGGCGGCGACAACUUCGACGGGGACGGCAGGUGGAGCGGGGCCAGCGGUGGGGGAGAAAGCCCAAUUGGCCGCGUACUACGCUGCGAGGGAUGCGAUGGAGCACAACCUCGCUACGCAGGCGUCCAUGGCGGGAUCGUCGUCCGCGACCAACGGUACAGCUGCCAACGGAAGCGCGGUCAAACCAUCCGAAUCAUCCUCGUCGACAAACGGCGCCCCAGCAACAAUCAGCAGCACGUUCCGCAACAGCACAAACGGAACCUACCACAGCAGCGCAGACCAGUGGAGGCCCAAGUACAACUCGCUCUACGACGACGACGAUGGCGACGAUAGCAAGGCGGGUGCGGCUGCAGCCCCACCGCCGUUGCCACCCAAGAUUCCCAUCGGCUCCGGCUUCACCCAUCGGUCCACCGCUAGCACCGGCUGGAGCUGA